AUGCGAACUGGCCUUGAUUUCUUGACGAAAAGGUUGGCCAUUUUUAUUCACUUGCAAGCUCGAUAUUCCCACACGGUCAUAUUAUGCACCAGAAUUGCGUUUUUCUUAAAAGCAUAUUUCCGCGAAAUUCCGUUUGAUUCCGUUUUUCACCGACACAUCCUCACAAAUUCGCUUCGUGUAUUUCCUGUCUUUACGUGUCGCACUUUCCCCGUCGUCGUACUUUCCCUGUCUCACUUUCCGUGUCAUACUUGUCCUUUCCCAGUCGUGUCGUACUUUCCCUGUCGUAAUUUCCCUGUCGUAUAUUCCGUCGUAUUUCAGUGUACUUUCUCAGUCGUACUUUCCGUGUCGUACAUUUUCCCAGUCGUACUUUCCCUGUCGUAUAUUCCGUGUAUUUCAUACUUUUCUCAUUCUGUGUCGUACUUUCCCAGUCGUACUUUCCCUGUCGCACUUUCCCUGUCGUACUUUCCCUGUCGUAAUUUCCGUGUCGUACUUUCCCUGUCGUACUUUCCCCGUCGUACUUUCCCUGUCGUAUUUCAGUGUCGCACUUUCUCUGUCGUACUUUCCCUGUCGCACUUUCCGUGUCGUACAUUCUGUGUCACUUUUCCGUGUCGUACUUUCCUAUCUGUCACUUUCUCUGUCGUACUUUCCCUGUCGUCCGUUUCCCAUUCUGUGUCGUACUUUCCCUGUCGUACUUUCCUGUCGUGUCGUCGUACUUUCCCUGUCGUACUUUCCCUUCGCACUUUCCGUGUCGUACUUUGUCUGUCGCACUUUCCGCGUCGUACUUUCCUUGUAGUUCUUUCCGUGUCGUACUUUCCCUGUCGCACUUUCCGUGUCGGACAUUCCCUGUGUCGUACUUUCCGUGUCCCAGUCGUACUUUCCGUGUCCCACUUUCCCUGUGUCACUUUCCCUGUCGUAUAUUCCGUGUCACACUUUCCCUGUCGUAUAUUCCGUGUCACACUUUCCGUGUCACACUUUCCCUGUCCACUUUCCUGUCGUAUAUUCCGUGUUCCCCUGUCGUACUUUCCUGUCGAUUUAGUCUUUCCUUUCUGUCGAUUUGAACAGUGGACACCGGUUCAUAUCUAUAUCUAUCUAUCUAUCUAUCUAUCUAUCUAUUUAUCUAUCUAUCUAUCUAUCUAUCUAUCUAUCUCAGUCUGUUCGUAUCUAUCUAUCUAUCUAUCUAUCUAUCUAUUUAUCUAUCUCAGUCUGUUCAUAUCUAUCUAUCUAUCUAUCUAUCUAUCUAUCUAUCUAUCUAUCUCAUACUCUUUCAUCUAUCUAUCUAUCUAUCUAUCUAUCUAUCUAUCUAUCUAUCUGUCUGUCUGUCUCUGUUCAUAUCUAUCUGUCACAAUCUGUUCAUAUCUAUCCAUCUCAAUAUGUUCUUAA
Messenger RNA from Acanthosepion pharaonis, 1380 nucleotides. The record is from the annotation of a GenBank genome assembly. NCBI's taxonomy places the organism in Eukaryota, Metazoa, Mollusca, Cephalopoda, Sepiida, Sepiidae.